CUAACAUGAACAUUCACAACUUGUGAUUAACUUUAAAGGUGGAAACUUAAAAGACAGAGAGAAAUCAAGCUUUAGGAAAAUUUACUUUUAGAAGUUUUUUUUACAUUGGCCAAUUAUCAAUUUUAUUUAUUUAUCAGUCGCUUCUAUCAGUUCAUUAAUUUGUUUCUGUCGGUUUAGUUAUAAGGUGAUAUUAUUGUAACUUUAAGAAUUGUUUGUGAGAGUGGGAGCUGAUAUUUUCAAGCCCAUGGCUGUUUCUGAACCGGUUACCACCCGGAGGAUGGCACUGAAUUUGCGUACCCUGCUGGAUCAUCGCCCGAGCCAUGGGGUAUGCGGUUGCUGUGGGGCCUUGAGGCCACGCUACAAGAGGCUGGUGGACAACAUCUUCCCAGAAGACCCAGAGGAUGGGUUGGUAAAGGCCAACAUGGAAAAGUUGACCUUCUACGCUCUGUCAGCUCCAGAGAAGUUAGACCGGAUCGGGGCAUAUCUGUCUGAGAGACUUUCACGUGAUGUGGCCAGACACAGAUAUGGGUACGUGUGUAUUGCGAUGGAAGCACUCGACCAGCUGUUAAUGGCCUGCCACUGUCAGAGUAUCAACCUGUUUGUGGAGAGUUUUCUUAAGAUGGUACGAAAACUCCUGGAAGCAGACAAGCCCAACCUGCAAAUCCUGGGCACUCACUCGUUUGUGAAGUUUGCUAACAUCGAAGAAGACACCCCGUCAUACCAUCGCAGUUACGAUUUCUUUGUGUCACGAUUUAGUGAGAUGUGCCAUUCCGGCUAUGAGGACCCUGACAUCCGCACAAAAAUCCGAAUGGCUGGCAUCAAAGGUCUGCAGGGAGUCGUGAGGAAAACGGUAAACGAUGAGUUACAAGCAAACAUCUGGGACCCUCAGCACAUGGAUAAGAUCGUCCCCUCUUUGCUAUUCAACCUGCAGUCUGGAGAAGGCACCGAGAGUCGCUCGCCCUCCCCACUGCAGGCCAGUGAGAAGGAGAAGGAAAGCCCAGCCGAGCUGACAGAACGCUGCUUUCGGGAGCUGCUGGGCCGUGCCGCGUAUGGCAACAUCAAGAACGCCGUCACCCCUGUGCUCAUGCAUCUUGAUAAUCAUUCACUGUGGGAAGGCAAAACAUUUGCAGUGCGUUGCUUUAAGAUCAUCAUGUACUCCAUUCAGUCCCAGCACUCCCAUCUGGUUAUCCAGCAGCUCUUGGGACAUCUGGAUGCCAACAGUAAGAGCUCAGCCACAGUGCGUGCUGGGAUAGUGGAGGUCCUCUUGGAGGCAGCUGCCAUCGCUGCCAGCGGAUCUGUCGGCCCUACAGUACUCGAAGUUUUUAACACACUGCUCAGGCACCUAAAGCUCAGCGUGGACUACGAGUUGACAGGUUCUUACGACUGUACAAACAUCGGCACCAAGAUAAUCAAAGAGCAUGAGGAGAGGCAACUUCAAGACGCUGUCAUUAGGACUAUCGGCUCUUUUGCGGACACACUACCCACGUAUCAACGCUCCGAGGUGAUGCUUUUUAUCAUGGGGAAGAUCCCAAUUCCAGGAAUGCAUCCCACACUGUCCUCUAUAGGCUCAGGGCCUGAAGGUAACCGGAUGAUCCAAGUGAUGCUGUUGAAGUCACUGAGACAGGUCACAUGUGGUUUCCAGACUACUAACAUGUUGACAGCGCUGCCCAACUCCUUUCUGGACCCACUGCUGUCUUUUGGACUGCUAGAAGAUGCAGAAAUUCGUCUGCUGGUGCUGGAAAUUCUCGUCAGCCUCAUCGAUCGUCAUGACAACCUUCCCAAGUUCUCCACCAUUAGUAUCAUCUCUGAUAUCUCUGUGCUCAAACUCAAAAUGGACAAGUGCUCACGUCAAGACAACCUCUUCAUGAAGAAGCAUGCUCAGCACCUGUACAGACACAUCUACCUGUGCUGCAAAGAAGAGAGCAGCACGCAGGCUCACUUUGAGAAGCUCUACACUCUAUUGGCUCUCAUCAGUAUGGAGCUGGCCAAUGAAGAGGUGGUGGUGGACCUCAUCCGUGUGGCUCUCGCUCUGCAGGACUUGGCUCUGAGCAAUGAGGAGAUGUUACCAGCGUGUAACCGCUGUGCUGUUCACGCUCUCUCCGCUGCGUACCUCAACCUCAUCAGCCAGCUCACCACUGUGCCGGCCUUCUGCCAGCACGUCCACGAGGUGAUAGAAAUGAGAAUAAAAGAAGUUCCUUACCUGUUACCCGAAGACGUCUUCAUUGCAAAGCCAAAGAUUCCUAAGACGAUGGUAAGGUUGGAAGGGGACGUGCUUUUCCAGCAAGCUAAAAUCGCUGAGGUUCUUGGAGGAAGCGGCUACAACACAGACAGAUUAGCCACACCUUAUGUCGCACAAUUCACAGAUGAGGACCGGCUGUCGAAGAGAAAGAGUAUUGGAGAAACUAUAUCUCUUCAGGUGGAGGUCGACUCCAGAAACAGUCCAGAGAAAGAGGAGAGAACGCCAGCUGAGGAAAUCACAUUUGAAACGCUAAAAAAUGCAAUCGUGGACAGUGUAGGUGUGGAGGAACAAGAGAAGGAACGCAGAAGGCAGUUGGUUGAGAAGUUUCAGAAGGCCCCCUUUGAAGAAAUAGCUGCCCACUGCGGUGCCAGAGCUUCAAUGCUGCAGAGCAAACUUAAUCAAAUCUUUGAAAUCACAAUCAGGCCUCCUCCCAGUCCAUCUGGAACGAUCACAUCAAGUUACGGCCAAACCCAGAGUCGCUCUGUCCCUGUUUAUGAGAUGAAGUUUCCAGACUUGUGCGUUUACUAGUGCAGCUUAACUCAGGAUUCAGGAACUUUCGAGUUUGAAGUAUUAAGCUAUAUUUUCAUGUUUUGAAUGCAGAAAUACUCAUCGACGGGCCACGUUCUAUCCCUUAAGCAUUAGUUGCCGCGUAUCCUCUAUUCUUCCUGUCACGAUGACUGUUGUAGACGGACUAUGACGUGUUCUCAUCCCUGACGUGUUUUCCUAUUUAGGAAUGUUAUCGAGAUAUUCUUGAUGAUAUUUUGUCUACACUAAUACAAGCCAAACAAUGUUGAUUACUUUUUUUGUGACAUUGUUAUGACAAAUAAGCAUGCCCCCCCAAAUUCCCUUGUGUUCAUUUACAUUACAGUAAUGCGAAACCUGCAUUAUUUCAAUAUUUUCAAGUAUUUAUACAUCAUGGUGGUAUUUGUUGUGAUGCCUUAAAAAAACUUAUUUUAAACAAACAUACUUUAAUAAGUACUUGCAUACUUUCAUUCAAUGAAUUUUAUUGUCUACACACCGUUUGUGCAGAUAUCUGGAGUUCAUUGUGUUUUGUUCACCUCGAGCUGUGGUCAGAUGACGCUGUUUGAUGUUACUGAGCGGUCUUCUGGUUAAGGAGUUUGACUAGCACUUUUUACUUUUCUGUAAGGUGGUACAAUAUGUUGUACUUGUUUUGAGUGCUUCCUCACAGAAUUUUCAUCAUACUUUACGUUUUAUAUAUAAAGUUACAUAUAAGAUAUGUAUGGAAAUUUGCUAGUUGGUUUUAGAUAGCACUGAUAGGUCUUGUAAUAAUGUGUAAAAGAAUGAGCGAAUUGGAGUGACGGUAUGUGUUUGUUUUUGUCCCCUAAAGAACUAACAAGCAUGGCACCUUUAUUAUUUAAAAGGUUACAACUAAACAGCAAAACUUGCUAACGUGACUGA
This is a messenger RNA of Triplophysa dalaica, 3658 nucleotides long. It is a transcript of the gene efr3bb, whose product is annotated as EFR3 homolog Bb (S. cerevisiae). NCBI's taxonomy places the organism in Eukaryota, Metazoa, Chordata, Actinopteri, Cypriniformes, Nemacheilidae. Gene Ontology annotation, cellular component: plasma membrane. Gene Ontology annotation, biological process: protein localization to plasma membrane. The transcript is spliced from 23 exons. The coding region runs from base 245 to 2767 and encodes 840 amino acids. The record is from RefSeq and is a predicted model, not a curated record.